AAACAAAAAACACACAAUACAGAAAGUGCACAGAGAGCAAAUAAUAGAAGUUUAAAUGCUGAAGACUUUAAUUAAAAAUUAAUUAAUUUUAAUUGUAAGAAAUGUGAGCACAAAUUGAGUGUGCGCGUGUGUGUGUAUAAAAAAAAAUUUUAAUGAAUUUUUAAGUGCGUGCAGAGGGUAUAAAGAAUCCAAAACGGAAGUUAAUAUUUGGAAAUUAGAAAACAAAUUCAGUAACUAAUUAGAUACAUAUUUAGAUGAAAAUCUACCACAUUUCGGCCACAAAAAGAAAAACUUCAAAUAAAAAAUGGUGAAAAUUCUGCAAGCCUAUAAUUUUGCCAAGCAGCACACAUACUCUCUGAAUGGUGACAUACUCUCCGCCUCGCUAAUCGAUUCUAGUCGCAUUGCAGUCAGCAGCGCUGAACAAUUUAUUGAGAUCUACGAUAUCGGUGGCAAGCAACGCCGCAAUGAAUUGAAUGGCAUCGAUUUGAAUGCAAUUACGACGGCGACUGAGUAUGCCGCUGCAGAGGCUGAAGCGGCAGCGGCUGCGGCUCAGGCGGCCGCAGAUGAGCGGCUACCCACAAAGUAUACGCUGGCAACGGUGGGCGAGGUGGUGCAUUUGAUUUAUUGUGAAGCAGGAAAAUAUCUGCUCACACUUGAGAAGGAGACACUCGGCAGUCCCGUGCACACGAGCACCACAGGUAUUAGCUGCACAAGCAGCAGUAAUAAUACCGUUAUCUGCCCAGAAGAUGAUACCAAAAUGUUUGUGCGUAUUUAUGCCAAUUUUUGGAAAUUUCCCGAAGCUAAACUCAUCGAUUUGCCCAUUACUAUACGUAUCGCCUCGAUGACGACGCCCAAAGCACCACUAGUGGAGAGCAUCGACGUGAUUGAGUUACCGCUCCGUAGUCCACCCGAUAUAAUACAGUGCUGCCAAACAUCGGGCAAUAUUAUCGUGAGCAGCAAGGAACGCAUCUAUCUGUACGAGUAUACCCAAUGCAUACAUGAGACCACUCAGCCACGUUUCUCCUACAUUGACUUUUUGCCAUUUAAAUUUUUCGUAAAUCUAAACUUUGUGCCGCUGCGUCUCUGCCUCGCCGAGAAUGUCAUUGCUGCAAUGAAUAAUCGCUACUGCGUGGCUUUCAAAGUGGUAGAUGUGGUGGGCAGUAGCGCUGCUGGUGGCGCGCAUUGCAGUCCAUUAGAUAAUGAUUAUGGUGGUGGUGGCAUUUGUGGGGGCGGUGCUGUCGGUGUCUGUUUAGAUGAUGUGGCGGAUGUGGAUGUGGACGAGGCUAUUUCGAGUUCGGAAUCGAGCGUAAUGAGUAAAAUGAGUGCAGGUCCCUCUAGUCACAAUAGCUUCGAAACAGAUUCGUUGGAGACGACUUCAAGUGGGCGUCCAUUUGGCACAGCAGGGUUUCCGGGGCGUACGCCAAUCGAUUUUAAUGUCGCGCGUAUUGUGAACUCAGCAUGCGGACGUGAUUUCGAAGUGGAUUUAAAGUCUCAAUGGGAGUUGGGUGAAGCUUUAAGUAUGGGCGGUGGUUGUGUUGGGAGCGGUGUGGGUUCGUCAUCUAUGGGUGGUAGUGGCGGUGUUGGGGGAGUUUGUGUUGGUGAUACACAGGAGAUUAUUAUUAUGCCAGCACGCGCUAACGAUAUCAAAAUUAAGCUGGUUAAUGAAGCGAAAGCUAUGAAUGUGCAGCGUGUCACCAACCACGGCGGCAUGGCCUAUGCUUACAACGAGGACACCAGCGUGCAGUAUGAUGUGCGUAAGCUACUACAGAUCUGCAUGAAGUCUUCAGAGCCCAAUGGUCGCAUCGUGGAUAUUUUGCGUUGCAUGGAUUUGAAGGCGAUUUAUCAACGGAAUCCGAACGAGGAUGGGUUGGAGGACUCGGAAUACGAUAUGGGCAACCAGCAAGUGCCUGGAGCUGUGACCACAACCAAACAUGCCAAUCGACGCACGCUCAAGUCGGGCCAACAUCAGAGUUGCGUCGGUUAUGCGCUCUUGGUGGCCAGCAGCGUAGACGGUUAUUUGUAUCAGUUUUGUGCGCAGGGCAAGUGGUAUAAUGAGAAUGAAAAGCCCAUUGCGACAUACUCCUUCACCGCGCCCGUUUUGAGGGUGCACAUCAACGAUUAUGUCAUAUACGCCAUCACCACAGAGUCCGUCGAGACGCAUACAUCACGUAUCGGCCAUAAACUCUACAACAAUCGCUUUGAAUAUCCCACACUCGGCGGUCUCUUCCCAGAGGAAUCUAGCCCCGACGUCAACUCGGCCAUAGCUGUCAUCGGCCUUUGCGCUUUUAUGCACGUGCAGUAUGUUUGUGUGAAUCGUAAUAAUUUGGUGUUGAUUAGCAACAGCGCAUUGGCCAAUAACGAGGCCAACAAGAGACGCAGUACCAACGGUGGUGGUGGCUCUGUCAGCAGUACUGGCGGCCGCAAUAUAGCAGCACGCAUACUCGGUGAGUCUAAGGUAAAGAAUUUACUUCGCAGCAACAACAAUACAGCGCCACAAACACAACUCAACGAAUGGACGCUCUAUAACUUGGAGGUGCCACCGGUGGAGCAUGUCAUUGAGGAUUUGGAAGCGAUCGCGGAAUCAUAUCGCGCAGCUAGUAGCACAAAUUUUUACGAUCUUAUGGAGGAGGCGCACGUCAUGCUGCGCUUGAGUCUCUCGCUGCAGUGCGAACAGUUGUUGGAGGAGCGUGAGCAGCAAUUGCGGGGCAAAUUCGUAGAGAAUUGUCGUAAACUAGCAGAUUUUUCUAUACGGUCUCGCAAGAAAGAAGUCUAUUUGCAGGCCACAGGCUUUUAUAAAAUGUGUAAUCUACAACUUGCGGACAUUUACAGUAACUACAUCAACUGCUAUGUACAGCCAGCAUUCAUCGAACAGCAGCAACUACCAUUUGGUAACUGCUCCAAUUCGCCGGUGAUUGAUGAGACGCAAUUGGUUGGUCUAAUUUACACAGUGAAAAUGUUCCUACUCGGCUUGGGCACAGAUCGGCUCUUGGCCGCCUUUCUCCAUCAGUUGGUGAAGCCAUUUUUCACACCCAAUCGCGUCAUCGAACAGGGCUACCCACAAGUGCCUUUGUCAUUGGAGUUUCUUAAUAUGUUUAUCAAAAACUCGCCGGCGAAUAUACCACAAAUCAUGCUAAACUCGCCGGUGGUGGCCGAUACUAUAAGUGGAGAGUUGGUCAAUUAUCUCAAAUAUCUAGAUAAACUCAAUCCCGACGAGAAUCUUUUACUUGCUGUCACCGCCUGCCGCAUGUCGAACUAUUUGCUUGCUCAGGAGGUCGUCGCUCGGCUGAGUCGUCGGGAACUGGCUGUGGCUUUGAUUAAACAUAAGAAUGUGCUCUUCGACGAUGGCACCGUACUCUUUAAACCACGCGGGUCACAACAUUACGAUCCACUUAAAUAUCGUGGUUCCAGCACAUCCACAACAACAAGCGGUCCACAACACAAAUCCGCUGCAGCAGCAGCCCAACCAGCACGUCGUCAACAAAACAAAAGUAGAACUUCUUUUGGUCAAACGCAGACAGCCAGUCCCCUACUUGGGGCGACACAGGCGGCUCACGGCAUAGUUUCAUUCUCUGAUUUUACCGAAACGAUUUUGUUGGCCACAGAGAACACGGAUUUGAUUGAAGCUAUCAGUGAUGUGUUUAUACACGCGCUCUGCAUUGAACACAGCAUUACGUUGGAAAUCAUACUGCAAUUAUUUCUCAACUAUAUCGCCUCGCAUAUCGGACAUAAGGGUUAUCAGACUUCGCAGAAGGUGUUUGUCAAUAUACUGCAGAUCUACUACUACGACUAUUUCGAUGUAAAUCCGAUGCAAAAUCCACACGACAUGCCCUCACAUACACCGCCGCACAUGCAAGAAGGCGACGAAUACGAUGAGACAUCCUCGAAAGCGCCCUCGUUGAAUAGCGAACGCGAUAAUGAAUCGAUGGCGAACUCAUUACCGGACUCGAACUCGGGCGCCAGCUCAUCUAUGGAUGAACGCAGCUAUUCGCAUGCCACUAAUCGCAAUCGCAUCGUCUAUGAUCAGCUGCACGAACACAACUCGCCCUACAAGCGCAACAUGACGCUCUCACCAAUACAAUUGGAUGCGCCGAAUGGCCAACAGACGCCGCCACAAGGUAGCAACGAUGCAGAAACAAAUCUGAAAGGUCUUAAAAUACUAUUUCGCAUGUACAUGGGCCGUCUCAAGUCUUUAAGUGAUCUCAUCACCGAUCUACAAUCAGCUGAUCUCGAACAGCAGCCCGUCAAUGAUGAUUUCAUUAGUUUACGCAUGGAAUGUGUUAAAUUUAUGAUACGUCAUUUGCAAGAAUUACGCGCACAACAACAACAACAGCCAUGUAAUUUGCUGCGUCACAAUGCUGGUACACAGUACUACUAUCCGAAGUGUGUGAAUAGCAGCCUAGCGCAGCCACCAACAGGUGUAACGGAUGGGCGUAAAAUAAUCUAUGUGCCAUUCAUACCGGAUUAUAAAUUGUGUGGCGAGGAGUUUGAACGUCAUAUAAAGUCAUAUUUGCGACCGAUUCCCUGUCUGCUGGAUCGUCCACAAUAUCUGAAUCGCUUGCCGCCAUUUCGACGUGACGAUUUCAGCUUUCCCAAUCGCGAUGAGGGCGAGUGUGAAGUGCGUUUUUUGGGUUGGCACAAUGAGCUGUUAACGCUGACGCUGAAGAUACAGUCGCUUUUGGCUUCGACAAAAAUCGAUCGUGAGAUUAUUGAAGAGUUCAUCGCUUUCAUUCAAAAGACGCCGGACUUGAUUGGCAUUGAUAGUUUCCUGGUCAUUGUUUUACCAAAGCACUUGGCUAUAAAUUAUAUGUUAAAUUUCUGUCCUGAAUAUAUGUGGCAGUAUGGCAAGUCUAAUGGCUUUACACCCAAACAUUGGGAGUCACUGUUGAAGAAAAUCUUGAGUAAACAGGAUUUGUUGCCCAAUUGGAAGGCACAUGUGACAGAAAUUCUUAACAACCUGGUAGCCGAACUGUCAUUCGAAGAACUCUUACAAUGUUUUCCUAGCGAAGCGAUUAAACAUCAAAAAACCGAAGCUUUCCUAAAGGAAUUCAACGAUAAUCGCAUCAACUAUGUCAAUGAACAACUGACAUUUGAAGAUUUACAAAAACCAACAACAAACUUAUGUGACAACGAAACAUUGCUAACACGCGAUCACUUGCCAAUGGACAACAUUGAUGAGAAUAAUGUUUUCGAACUCACACUGCGUAAGGCGGUGUCGAAGCAGCGUAGCAUCGCUUUGCGUUCAAUGAUCGAAUCGACGGGCACACAAUUAUUCGAUGCAACUAGUAAUCCAAUGUACAAUCUUUGAGAUAAACAACGGAACGCAUAGAAUAGGCGACAUAAAAGAUGGCGGUUGAGAGAUAAUGUAACGGUUUAAUGAAGGAAUGUGGUCAAAGUAGCGGCGUUGAAAACAAAAAUAUUUACAAACAAACAUAUGAAAUUAUUGAUUAAUACACAUUUUAGUACAUAUGUUUAUACAUAUAAAUAGAUAAAGAAAAUUCUGUAGUCACAAGGUAUAACGGAAUAACACACUAAGCGGAAUUGAGUUUCGAAAAAUAAUAAUAAUUUAUUAUAUAUGAGUAUGUAAGAUUAAAAAUAUUUGUUUAGUAAACAAUAAUUCAAAUGUUCUGCAGUAAGCUGAAUUUACAGUUAAAAUUAUUUAAUCCCUUGUCUGUUGUUCGCAUUUGAAAAUAACAAAAAACUUAAUUGAAUUUGUUAUGCCUUGUGACCGCAGAAUUAUUAAAUGCAUAGACGUAUGCCACAUGUUAUUUGGGUUGGUCGCAUUAAAUUAUUAAAAAAAAACACGAAAUACGCUAAAAAAGUAAAUUUGUAAACAAAUAGAUACUUCUAGUAUACCUGCAUCAUUAUGAAAUUUAAUUAAUAUAUUAUUAGGCAAGCCAUACAUGUAUAUUUAUACACAUGAAGCACAUACAUACAUGCAUAUGUAUAUUUUUACAUUAUUAAGAUUAUAAAGUAGAACACGAUUAUAUACAUUUAUACAUAUACACAGAUUAUUAAUUAAGUUCAAACUAGUUGCAGCUUAAAGCUUUCAAUAAUAAAUUUACAUACAUAUUACAUUUUUCUCUACUUUGCUUUUGUUAUUUAAGCAAUAAUAAUAAUAAUAAUAAAAUUUAAGUAAUCCUCAAUUCUAUAGCAUCUAAACAUUCUUCAAAGUGCAUUUCGAUUAGAUUAAGUUUAAAUAAUUUUAUUGUGCUAUGCUUCCAAGUUUUUGAUUGCUUAACGAAUACUCAUAAAAAAACACAAAUUUGUGAUGCUUUUUAAAUAUUAUUAUUAAGAAAUCUUAAAGAAAACAAACAUAUUACUAUUUAACAUAUUAAUUAUACCAAGAAUGUAUUAACUAGUGUAUUUUUUUAUUAUUUUUUGCAUUUACAAUUUUACAUAUUUUUAAUUAUGACUAAAACAGUAUUUGAUGCUUUGACAAAUAUUUAUAGUUUUUAAGCAUAUUUUUACUAAAAACGUUUAUUGCCUGUGCAAAUUAUUCUAAAUGCUAAUAUACACCUAAUAUAUUUAUAAAUAUAAACAUUUUUUUUAAUAGAAUAAUUUUAAUAUA
Messenger RNA from Ceratitis capitata (Mediterranean fruit fly), 6568 nucleotides. RefSeq lists its product as uncharacterized. Gene Ontology annotation, cellular component: cytoplasm. Lineage: Eukaryota; Metazoa; Arthropoda; Insecta; Diptera; Tephritidae. The transcript is spliced from 11 exons. The coding region runs from base 305 to 5305 and encodes 1666 amino acids. The record is from RefSeq and is a predicted model, not a curated record. Gene Ontology annotation, biological process: organelle organization.